Molecule: messenger RNA, 800 nt
Organism: Carya illinoinensis
Lineage: Eukaryota; Viridiplantae; Streptophyta; Magnoliopsida; Fagales; Juglandaceae
Exons: 3
Coding region: 222-536 (104 amino acids)
Source: RefSeq, a predicted model, not a curated record
UUCCAGCCCAACUCAUCCACACAGGACCACCUCCGUACCUUGCAAGUUGUUGCUGUGUUUAUAGCCAUGCACGCGCGAUACUUUCACCUGCCCAAAGCUGGGGGAAAAAAAAAAACCUCAACCUGCCUUUUCCCGUGCUUCUUACCUGAACACCUCAUGAUAUAAAGUACGUCUCUUGAUCUUCUCAGUCUGUGUAUGCGUCUGUCUGUGUCUAUACCUAUAUGAUUUAUAGCCUCAGAAAAGUUCAGUCUUUUCUUACUCCAAUGGAGCUCAAGUCUAGAAUCACCACCAUCCUGUUUCUCUUUCUCCUGAUCACUGUGCCUUAUGUUUCAAGAGGGGACUCUAAUGAGUUGGAUCCGGAGGUGUACGAAAUUGAUUAUAGAGGUCCGGAGACCCAUUCAUCAGUUAAUCCUCCGCAUGAUCGCUCUCAUGGAAAACAACCUUUGAUUCAUGGAAAACGUGUUCUUAAACCACCCAAAUCCAAGGGCGUAAGGGUGACUGAUAUGGGAGGAAAAGCCAAGAAAACUCGUGGAUAGCAAGUGUUGGAAGUAGUUUUUAUAUCAAAUUUGGAACAGUUCACUUCAUCUUUUAUAGAUAUUAGAAAUACAUAGGAAAUGAGGAAUGUAACAUAUAACGAUAUUCUAUUUUGUUUAUUUAUAUAUGAUCUAGGGAUUUGUUUAAAUUAAUGAGAGUUGUGUUUUCUUUUUUUUUCUUUUUUCUUAUGAGGUUUGAUGAUUGUAAACUAUAAAGAUUUGUGGCCGUAAGAAGAAUUAGCUUAAUAAACCAUAUUUCGUAUGACA